AUGGCGAGCGUGGCUACUCUCACGUCCAAACGUGGCGGCAAUCGCGGUGCGGUUACUCGACUCAUCGCCAAAAUAUCCGACAUCAUCGCCGAUGCUGCUAUGGACAGAGACCGAAAAAUCUACGAACUCAACAAGAAGUUGGAAGAUCUUCACGACAAAAUCAAGGUAGUUGAAACGCUCGAUUCUGAAAUCGUUGACCUAUUACCCGCUGCUGACAUGGAAGCUGAAAUGUCCAAUGCUGGUACUACCAAUGCUGUAGCGUACGACGCUCGCGACGCAGCAGAAUUUACUCUCAAAACUCUGAUGGAUGAAAAAGCCGCAGAAGUAGCAGCAGCUGCUGCUGCCGAUGCGGCUGCAGCAGCAGCUGCGAAUCCAAAUCCUCCAGCACCUACAGUCACUCCAACCAUCAACGUUACUACUGCCACUGAUUCGAGUCAUCUCCCCAAAUUCAACCUUCCCGAAUUUGACGGAAACAUUCUUCUAUGGAACGCAUUCUGGGACGUCUUCGAAGUAGAAGUCCAUCUAAAAACUAAGUAUUCUAAUGCUACCAAAUUCAACUUCCUUAAUUCUCGAUUGUCCAGUGACGCAAAAGCUCUUCUUCUCGGCCUUGUGCCAAGCAACGACAACUACACUGUCGCCGUCGAUCUACUCAAAAAGCGUUUUGGCCAGCCGGCGAAAAUCAUCAUGGCUCACAUGCGAGCACUCACAUCGUUACCUAACCCCGGCACUGAUCGGGUUUCUCUCCGCAAAUUCGUCGAUUGUUUAGAGUCUCACAUCCGUGGUCUCAAAGCUCUAAACAAGAAACCUGACUCAUAUGGCGAUCUUCUCGUCUGCAUCCUCCUGGACAAACUAUCGGCAGAUCUGCGUCGUAACUUGGCUCGACAAAGUGACGCCGCAGAGUGGGAUCUGGACACACUACGAAAAAGUCUCUUAAAGGAAAUCGAAAUUCUCGAGGACAGUGAGAGCUCACUCACUCACCCCUCUUCUUUUAAACAGCCACAAAAGCUCAACGUCUUGUUUUCAGGAGCCACUUCUUCAGCAAGGGAGUUCUCCAACCGAAAACUUCUUUGCCCCUUCUGCUCUGGCGUUCACUGGCCCACCGACUGCGACGUAGCAAUCACUGUCGAAGCGCGAUACGAAAUCGCAAAAGUCAAAAAUCUUUGUUUCAACUGUCUAAGAAGUCAUCCAGUCGGCGAUUGUCCUUCAAAGUUCCGCUGCCGGAAGUGUCAUCAUGCUCAUCACACGAGCCUCCACAAAGCUGAAUAG
This is a messenger RNA of Daphnia pulex (common water flea), 1266 nucleotides long. RefSeq lists its product as uncharacterized. Gene Ontology annotation, biological process: resolution of meiotic recombination intermediates. Gene Ontology annotation, molecular function: single-stranded DNA 3'-5' DNA exonuclease activity; single-stranded DNA binding. NCBI's taxonomy places the organism in Eukaryota, Metazoa, Arthropoda, Branchiopoda, Diplostraca, Daphniidae. Bases 1 to 1266 code for a protein of 421 amino acids. The transcript has a single exon. The record is from RefSeq and is a predicted model, not a curated record.